Messenger RNA from Necator americanus (New World hookworm), 450 nucleotides. RefSeq lists its product as uncharacterized. NCBI's taxonomy places the organism in Eukaryota, Metazoa, Nematoda, Chromadorea, Rhabditida, Ancylostomatidae. The transcript has a single exon. The record is from RefSeq and is a predicted model, not a curated record. Gene Ontology annotation, molecular function: nucleic acid binding. The coding region runs from base 1 to 450 and encodes 149 amino acids.
AUGUUGAAAUCUAUCGUUCGUGUGAGCAUGCUCUGCGAUUUCAAUCAAGGCAGGAGUGCGGCCGAAUCUCUUGAAACCCUGCACUCGAGCAUUGGAGAGGACUGUAUUUCGAGUUUCAAGCGGUUCAAGCGCUUCCACGACGUGGACGAAAGUCUUGAAGACCUUGACCACAAGGUAGAAACAGUCCAGCAGAAACUCGCGAAGCUCAACUGGAGCGUCCUGCCACAUCCGCCUUACUACCCAGCCAUCGCACCUUCGCACUACUACCUUUUCCGCUCGACGCAGCACGAGUUGGCUGAGAAGAGGUUUGAAAACGUCGAAGAGGUUCGAAUUUGCCUGUCCGAUUUCUUCAACUCCAAACCAUCCUAUUUCAACUAUGUGGGUACUCAUUCCUUGCGCGCUCAAUGGAGAAUGGUCAUUGAUAAUUGUGGAGAACAUAUCAUGGAAUAA